CUUUUUUCUUUUUCCUUGCAUCACCCCACAUUUCCCUCUUCUUCUUCUCUUUAUUCUUCAUCUUCAUCAUCUUCUACGCCCUUUUUCUGUGUUUGUUCUUCUCCUAGUUUUCUGAUCUCUCUCUCCCACCAUGGCUGCCGAGAAAGAGAGAGACACACAGGUUUACUUGGCCAAACUUGCCGAGCAGGCCGAGAGAUACGAAGAAAUGGUUGAGUGUAUGAAGACAGUUGCAAAACUUGAUCUUGAUCUAACUGUGGAAGAAAGGAACCUGCUCUCAGUGGGAUACAAAAAUGUCAUUGGUGCACGAAGGGCCUCCUGGCGUAUCAUGUCCUCAAUUGAGCAGAAGGAAGAGGCUAAGGGUAAUGAGCACAAUGUCAAACUGAUCAAGGGCUACCGCCAAAAAGUUGAGGAGGAACUCUCCAAAAUUUGUGGUGAUAUUCUGACUAUUAUAGACAAACACCUGGUUCCUUCUUCUGGAUCAGCAGAAGCUAGUGUUUUCUACUAUAAGAUGAAAGGUGAUUAUUUCCGGUACCUUGCUGAGUUCAAGACUGACCAAGAAAGAAAAGAUGCAGCUGAGCAGUCACUGAAAGGAUAUGAGGCUGCUUCAGCCACUGCAAACACAGAUCUUCCAUCAACACAUCCAAUUCGUCUUGGACUUGCCCUCAAUUUUUCUGUCUUUUACUAUGAGAUAAUGAACUCUCCUGAAAGGGCCUGCCAUUUGGCUAAACAAGCUUUUGAUGAGGCAAUUGCGGAAUUGGACACCCUGAGUGAAGAGUCAUACAAGGACAGCACCUUGAUCAUGCAGCUGUUGAGAGACAACCUGACACUCUGGACCUCUGAUUUGCCAGAGGAUGGAGGUGAGGACAACAUAAAAACUGAAGAAGUCAAACCUACCGAGCCUGAGCAUUGAUCAUGAUUGGGUAGUCAGAUGUCUAAGGUGUCAACAAGGGCGUUUUUUCAGCUUUUCUUGCAAUGGAUUGGGACCAGACAACAGGGCCAUUUUCUCCAUUACCAAAGCCAGAAGAUCUGUGCCUUUCAUUUAUUUACUUCAAACCUUUUCUUUUUGUUGUCUUAUCUGUUUUAAGUAAAGUGAUCAGUUGAAGCAAAUGAACAAUUUAAAUUUACCCUUAUUAGCAUCUCACUCCUUCCUUCA
This is a messenger RNA of Vigna radiata var. radiata (mung bean), 1153 nucleotides long. RefSeq names its product 14-3-3-like protein GF14 iota. NCBI's taxonomy places the organism in Eukaryota, Viridiplantae, Streptophyta, Magnoliopsida, Fabales, Fabaceae. Bases 131 to 910 code for a protein of 259 amino acids. Gene Ontology annotation, cellular component: cytoplasm. The transcript is spliced from 7 exons. Gene Ontology annotation, biological process: signal transduction. The record is from RefSeq and is a predicted model, not a curated record.